AUGGCUUCUAAAACUGGCCAGAGGGGCCUAAAUUAAAUAGGUGACUUAAUCUGAGCCUGAGGUCUGGAAUGUAAGUCUUUCUGGUUAUAUCAUUUUACCGAAGGAAGAAGAAGUUUCACGUAUCCGUCUGAAAUAAGUUUAAUAUCACGGCUGGCCGUUAUUCGGACAUUUAUGCCGGAAGUUUUGAUGUCGUCCCGGUGUUUUACCGGCGAUGUAGCAGCGAGUGGGUCUUCGGCAGGAAAAAGCGCCAACUUCUGCUGUACCGUCUGAAUCGUGCAAUACUCAAAGAACUCUUAACUGGAUGUUCCGUGAAAUAUAUUGAACUUCAAUCUGGAAUGACUCAUUCAGUGAGGUGCGCUGUUGCAUCUUAGUAGGAAAAAAAAACACCCUCAAGGUACCAAAAAAAAAAAAGAUGCCAGGUCUGCAGGGUGAAAAUAUUGUGGCGGCGCUGGGGAGUCCCAUCAAGAAGAGUAAACUGUCUCUGAAGUUCCUCCAGAAGAAAGAAACUAAACGGGCUCUGGAUUUCUCUGAACCUCAAGCAGAUGAACCCAAAACGGGUGAACCAGUGGAGCCUGAAGCAAGCUGUGAUCAGGUGGUCCCUGGUCCUUCUCCAUGUCCAGCCUCACCUGGCUUUCUCCUGCCAUGUGAGAAGAGAGAGAACAUGCUGCCAUUUGUGGGGCUCAACAACUUGGGCAACACCUGCUAUUUGAACAGUGUCUUACAGGUGCUGUACUACUGCCCAGGGCUCAGAGAAGGCAUAAAGAGCCUGUACAACCUGUCUAAAAGAAAAGUCAAAUCAAAAGAAGAGACUGACAAAAGUGAAGAGCAGUCAGAAGUUGCAGCAGAGGCUUUGCCAGCUCAAAUUGAGCUCCUUGGGAGCUUCAACAGUCUGAUAACAUCAGUGGAGCAGCUGCAGUCCGGCUUCCUGUUAAACCCUGACAGCUUCAGUGAGGGAGAACUCGCCACACCGCCUCGUAAAAUACUCCACACACUCAGGCAGCUGAACCCCAUGUAUGAAGGCUAUCUUCAGCAUGACGCCCAGGAGGUGCUGCAGUGCAUCCUGGGAUAUAUCCAAGAGGCUUGUGACACCAUCAGGAAGGAGCAGGAGUUGGAGAGGGAGGGUGACGAUGUGCCGGAAGUUAAAAUUGAGAAUGUGUCCAGCAGCUCUGUAGCAGAAUCCAAAACUCCCACAGAAGAGGACGGCCAAGUCAGCGGCAAGAGAAAGAGUGACACCGAAGUGGGAAAUGCCAAAAAGAAGCCAAAGUCUGUCAAGUCUAAGAAAUCUGAUAAUGAGGAAGACGCCAUCAGUAGAAAUAAACCCCUCACUCGCUCUAAGAGGAGGUCCUCCAGUGACAUCACAGUGGACAGCACCCAAGACAAAGAUAGAGAGGAUGAAGGGAUGAAGAAAAUGAAUAGGGAAGAGGAAGGAGGGAGUGACAGUGAGGGGAAAGGUGAAAAGGCAGAUGGGAAAAGAAAGAAGAAGACUAAGCUGAGCUGGCUGAGGCCUUCUGGGAAACAACCAAGUAUUUUCUCCAAGUUCCGCAGCGUGGGGAAGAUCAGCUCCAUGACCGUGAAGAACCACAACAAACUAGAGCAGGAGAACGGGCUGACUGACGACCAAAGUCAGAAUGAGAAGACCAGUGAGGAGAGAUCACCACAAAAUAUGGCUGAAGACAAGAAGGCAUUGAAACAUCAAGGGGGUCUGGACCUGAUGGAGCGCUUGUUCCAGGGCCAACUGGUUCUGAGGACUCGCUGUUUAGAGUGUGAGAGCUUCACGGAGAGGAGAGAGGACUUCCAGGACAUCAGUGUCCCAGUGCUCGAUGACGAACCCAGCAGCCCAGACGACCUCUCUGAGGUCUCUCCUGAUCCUAAACCAGAGCUGAAGACUCUGAAAUGGGCCAUCGCCCAGUUUGCUUCAGUGGAGCGCAUCGCUGGGGAGGACAAAUACUUCUGUGAGACCUGUCAUCAUUACACAGAGGCUGAGAGAAGUCUGCUGUUUGACAAAACUCCUGAAGUGAUCACCAUUCACCUGAAGCGCUUCUCUGCCAACAGUUUAGAUUUGGACCCAUAUGCAGGUCUGUCUAAAGUGAACACUCCCUUGCAGACCCCUUUGACCUUGUCUCUGGAUGAGUGGUGCACUCGGCCCUCGUCCACAAAGGGUCAACCCUAUCAGCUAUUUGGUGUGGUCAUGCACAGUGGAGUCACCAUCAGCAGCGGCCACUACACCGCCUACGUCCGCAUGUGUGAUCUGAAAGAUGUGAAGCUCUGGCUGCAGGACCGAAAAGAAACGGAGGAGGAGAAGGAAAGUAAAGAGGGAACACAGGUGAAAGAUGAAGUGCUGGACUACGAUGACGGAGAGGUGUCUUUCAGCCUGAAUGCAAGGGGACAGAGAGGUGCGAGUUUGGCUAGCAGCAAAACGGGAGGCAAGAAGCUGUCAGAGGGUGGGGUUGGACUCUUGGGGGGCCAGAGGAGUUUGUCUAGUUAUGACCUUGGGAACAGCAGCAGUAAACACACGGAGAAAGCAGCCAGCAGUGGAACAACAGAAGGAUCCAAACGGAGAAAAACCAUCAACAGCCUGGGCCAAAAUACUGAAGCAGGACUUAAAAAGGAGCCUGAGGCAUCAAUGACUUCCUGUGGCGCGGUGGAGGCCACGGAGCAGCAGGCUUUGAACAACCUCCUUGAAUAUGAGGGCAAAUGGCUGCUGUUCGACGACUCUGAGGUGCGUUUGUUUGAGGAGGAGGAUUUCCUGCGAGCCUGCUCUCCUGAGACAUGCUCCUCAUCGACACCUUACCUGCUGUUCUACAGAAGGAUGCCCGAACAUGGACAUUAACAUGAACACAAGGACCGCUGUUGACUCAGGGAGGUUGUGCCAGUCAGGCUUUUUGGCAGCUGAGCACCCAGACAGUUGUAUUUUGCAAUACCACAAACCGUGCCAAAAAUACUGUGGCUGCCAUAUUAGCACCUGAACUGAAGACAUUUUUCAGCCCAGAAGCCCACACUGCAACAGUCUGGUCUCGCUGUGGGACCAAAGCUGUUUAGACCUUCUCAUGGACUAGAUGUCCGUGAGCUAAUUGGGGUUCAAAGUCAUAUUUUAGAAAUAUUCAGACAAACGGCUAUUUAAUUUUCUGUGUGCCAGGGAUGACUUCAGCCUUUUAGAAACUUUUUUUCUUUCUUUUUGGAUGUGAUUCUUACCUUUUGUAAACUGAGUACAGUCUUUUUGCUGUCUGUACUAUUAUUUCUUGGACACUGGCUUUUAUACUUUUUUUGUCAUUGUCUAUAUCAUCUUGUUUUUUAUGUUUUCUCAGUUAGUUUGUAUGGUUCCUUUUUACAAAUUGGAAAAGCACUUUAGAAGUAAAAUUUGAGUGAAAAUGCAAAUGUCUUUUCUAGUUGAAUACUUUUCUAUAAUCCAUUAAUUUGCAUUUACAGGAGACUGUCAGUGCUGUGUAUAUUUGGAAUAGAUUACUCAACUAAAAGUCAAAUCCUUUGCACUUGCAAAGCAAUGCAGAAUAUGCUUCAUGAAGUUAGAGAACAAUAUGCUGCAGGUUUUUUCCUGCAAUAUUUUCUUUAAUUUUUAAGAAAAGCCUUUGCCUGCCUCCCAUACCAAAUUCUCAAAGUUUUGCACUGAUUCCUUGUUUUUACAUACAAAUAUUAACACUGUUUUGUACAGCUGAAGCCUGAAAUUGAUGCAAUCUAUACUGGAAAGCCUACAGUGUUGGACUAUUUUGUAACAUUUACCAUAAUGGCAUAUUUUUACACGCUAAAAUGUUUAUACAUAUUUUGUUGAUACUGUUAAUACUCAGUUUCUCGCUCAGCCCAGACAUCAGAAACUUUUUCAAGGUGCCAAUUCAGAGUGAAGAUACGUGAAACCUAAACUCUUAAAAAUGUAUACUUCUUCAGUAAGCUAUCAGGUUUUUAUAAAAUGCGUUUAGCAAGGUUAUGAGAAACUGCCUUGUUCAUCUUUCAUGUCUAAUUUAGUGUGUAACUAACAAUUUGCAUAUUUGAAUGUGCAAAUCUGGAUCUGUUAUUUAAAGGGUUAGUUACUUAAUUCAGAGACGGAAUGGUCAAAGAUAGAGGGUUUAUAACCUACAUAGUAAAUCCCUGCUCAGUGAGACUGACUCCCACAGCAUGUGACCUGCCUCCAGUUCUGUUUUUCUAUUUGUUCUUUAGAGAAAAGGGUCUGUUAGAAAGUUUAAGACAAAACAAUUAAGACACAUCUGAGCAGUUUGGAUUUGAUUGCUUGCCAUCUUCAUAGCUGUAUACUUCCAGUGUUAGCAGUUUGUAUUAAUUGUGUGUGAACUGUAGCUGAGAGCAUUGCAGAGCUAAAUGUUUUGACUUCAAGUGUAUCAACAUCCUACUGCACUCGGACAUCUACAAAUGUCACGCUCAUCCCAGGCGUGGUCACAACUGAAAUAAAUUUUAUCCCAACAACCGGAUUUCAGCAUGUCUCAUGUUCAGGUGCUCACAAUCAGCCAAAACAAGCUGGAGAAAAUUAUGAUUGACUUGUUCUAUGCUUAUAAAUUUGUCCCUGUGAAUGCCCAAAUAAUGACUUUCCUAUUAAUCAAGGAUUGCAGUUUUAUGCUUGUUCAGUGUUUUUUGUAAUUAAUAUCGCAUACUUUGCGUGUGAAAAUUCUGGUCAUCUGGUAUUACGCCUGUGUAGUUUAAAAUAUUCAGUAAAGGUGACACUGUUCAUCUCAGUUUCUACAGCAGAGUGUUUAAGUUCAAUCAUGGUUUCAGGGAUUGAAUCAGUUAUUAUUUAGCUGUGCUUUGUGAGUAACACCCAUUCUCGGCCAUAUUCAGUUAUUUCACUAUAAAUUAUAUAUACCUGUGAAAGGUUUCCAAAGUAAGUUUUGUAAUUUAACAUAGUGCUUACAGAUCUGGUUUAAUGUAAUGUGACAACAGCAAGUGUGUUGUUUCCUUUAAACUGUACCUCUUUCCAGCUGUAAUUAUAUUAAUGUUGGCAGGUUCACACUAGAAGUAAUAAAGUUUUUACCUUCA
Messenger RNA from Siniperca chuatsi (mandarin fish), 4995 nucleotides. RefSeq names its product ubiquitin specific peptidase 1 (gene usp1). The transcript is spliced from 9 exons. Lineage: Eukaryota; Metazoa; Chordata; Actinopteri; Centrarchiformes; Sinipercidae. Gene Ontology annotation, cellular component: nucleus; cytosol. Gene Ontology annotation, biological process: protein deubiquitination. The record is from RefSeq and is a predicted model, not a curated record. Gene Ontology annotation, molecular function: cysteine-type deubiquitinase activity; cysteine-type endopeptidase activity. The coding region runs from base 413 to 2830 and encodes 805 amino acids.